UGAAGAUUAGAAAAAUGGUACCCAAAUCAUCAAUGGAAAUAUUAGAUCUAUGAGAUGACGCUAUUGAUAGUGAUGGUCAUCAAAAGCUACCUCAUAAUCUGAAGAUCUUUGGUAGGAAAAAGACAAGGAGGAGAAGUAUGGAAGUUCAACCAAAAUAAGAUCACUAAAACUGUUAUCAUUAAUGGCCCUUUCAUCGAUCGAGAAGAAAAACAGAACAACCUAAAACUACAGAAAAUGCGAUCAAUAAAAUAUACAGGGUCGACAAGGAGCUUUAGAGCAGAAGAGAUUUUAAGGAAGGAUAGCACUGGAUUCUUGAAGAACUUUUCAGAGUUAAGAAGAGCAAUUCCUCCAUUUUAUCAUUAUAAAAAUAGAAACAAGCCUUAUAUGGAUUUCUUACAGAGCAGCAUGCACACAAUCUCUCAGAAUGACUCUGCUCUUAGUCCUGAUGAUAAUGAACAUUCUCCAGAAGUGACGUCACCCAAGCAAAUAGCUUUUGAGAACUACCUUCGGAGCACAGGCAAAUACAAAACUCAGCUGCAAAAUAUAAAAACCCGAAAAGCGCUUAAUAAGGUAUUUAAUAGCAAGAACUAUGAUGAUAUCUUGGGUGAGAUGCAAAUCAUACUUCAGAAAAAGGAGGAUAUUAAUGUCUUACUCGAGAAGGCAAGAAAAGCAGGAAUGGCUUCGUUAGAAAAUCAUACUGACACUGCUUUUGCUAAAGUCAAAACUGAGUUAUAUGAUCUUGAUAGAUUUAUUGAAAAAUAAUAGUCAUGGACUCAAACCAGCAGAAACAAUCCAAUUCAUUGGUGGGAAUGGAUUUGACCAAAGAGAAAUAAUUGAAAAAGAAAACAUUGAAAUCGAAGAAAUGCUCAAAAACCUCAAAAAUACCUUAAAAGAAUCAACCCAGAAAGGACGAAAAAGAGGAAGAAACCUCAGCAGUACCGCUUUAGACACUAACCCCACACUAAAACUUGACUCACCCAAUAAAAAGGCUAAGAUCAGUAAACGAAACACCCUAAUCAAUCCUCCCACUCCUUCCAUCCUCCGCCCAGUCUCUCCCACUUCCUCCUCCAAUUCCUUAUUCCCCAAAAUAAACCCCCUCAAAAUCCUCAAAGAAGAGACCAAAUCCGAAGUCAACAAGAACCUGUGCCUGGUCUCUCCUCAAAACUUACCAUCAACAAACCACGCUUUGUUGCAGAUUCAGAAGAAGUUCAGGAAGAAGUACAAGUUUGCGAAGCCCCACAGGGCUUCGCAGUCUUUACUUGCGCUUAAGCCUCUUUUUCACUAGAACAAAUUGUCAGUG
Moneuplotes crassus is the source of this 1300-nucleotide messenger RNA. The record is from the annotation of a GenBank genome assembly. Lineage: Eukaryota; Ciliophora; Spirotrichea; Euplotida; Euplotidae.